Messenger RNA from Myotis lucifugus (little brown bat), 691 nucleotides. Its product is annotated as transcription initiation factor TFIID subunit 13. Lineage: Eukaryota; Metazoa; Chordata; Mammalia; Chiroptera; Vespertilionidae. Gene Ontology annotation, biological process: transcription by RNA polymerase II. Gene Ontology annotation, molecular function: protein heterodimerization activity. Gene Ontology annotation, cellular component: transcription factor TFIID complex. The record is from RefSeq and is a predicted model, not a curated record. The transcript has 4 exons. The coding region runs from base 89 to 463 and encodes 124 amino acids.
GGAAGUAGUAAAAGCCGCUCGGAGGUCUGAGACGUCUCAUUUGAGAAAGUAGUAAAAGCGGGCCGGGCGCUGUGGACUGGCCGGUGGGAUGGCGGAUGAGGAAGAGGACCCCACCUUUGAGGAAGAAAAUGAAGAAAUUGGAGGAGGUGUGGAAGGUGGGCAGGGUAAAAGAAAGAGACUUUUUUCUAAAGAAUUACGAUGUAUGAUGUAUGGGUUUGGGGAUGACCAGAAUCCUUAUACUGAGUCGGUGGAUAUUCUUGAAGACCUUGUUAUAGAGUUCAUCACUGAAAUGACUCACAAGGCAAUGUCAAUUGGAAGACAAGGUCGGGUACAAGUUGAAGAUAUUGUCUUUCUGAUACGGAAGGACCCAAGGAAGUUUGCGAGGGUUAAAGAUUUGCUUACUAUGAACGAAGAAUUGAAACGAGCUAGAAAAGCAUUUGAUGAAGCAAACUACGGAUCUUGACAACUUUGGAACUUACUGAAGCUUCCUUAUCUUCUGGGGAGACCAUAUAUAUAACCAUAUGUUUUCCAUGGGAAGGUCCCCAUAACUAGCGAUGUAAGUGAAAGGUGGAGAAGCACGAAGUUUCCCACCUUUAUUUUCAUGUCUUCUAUUUAAGAGUGAUAUUUGAGCCCUAGCUGGUUUGACUCAGUAGAUAGAGCACUGGCCUGCGGACUGAACGGUUCAGUUCUG